UAGUGAUGACAUCGUUAAUUUCUGGUGUAUUUAUCCCUGUGCAAUAAGCUUCAACUAGCCUUAAAAAUACCCGUCCGCUAGUAUCCGUCAAUACCCGCAAUAUACAAAGCUUCCCGUCCUUCAUCACACCAAUCCUCCACUCAAUUCCAACUCACCAGCCUUCAAAAUGCGACCAUUACUUCGUCUCCCACUCAAAUCUACCCUUCCUAAACUUUUCACUCCUCGUCUUUACUCCACCGCUACAUCAGGUCGUCCGCAAUUCAUAUCCUCUUUCCAAAUCCCAACCCCGCAUUCCAACGGUACUAUCCGCGUUCUAUCGCUUUGUCGCCCCGAAGCUCGUAAUGCUAUUAGUAUACAAUUACUACAGGAAUUACGCGCUCAUGUAGAUGAUAUUGCGGCAGAAUAUGAUGCGGAUGGAAAUGAGAUUCGAAAGGUUAGACCGCAAGGGGAGGAUGGGCCGACUAGGGCUUUGAUUAUUACCAGUGAGGUUGAUGGGGUAUUCUGUGCGGGGGCAGAUUUGAAGGAGAGGGCUACUUUUACACCUGAGAUGUAGGUUCCUUUGUAUAUCCAACGGGUGGUGCAGAUACAGUGCAGGGGUGAAGAGAGAGCUAAUGAAGCUAAAACAGGACUCAAACAUUCCUCCAUAAUCUUCGCUCGACAUUCACCAAACUUUCCACCCUCCCAAUUCCAACUAUCUCCGCCAUUUCCUCAAUUGCUCUCGGCGGUGGUCUAGAAUUAGCUCUGUGUACACAUAUGCGGGUCCUUGCCUCAACAGCCGUAGUAGGAUUACCUGAAACUCGUCUUGGUAUAAUACCUGGUGCAGGCGGUACAUAUAGACUACCCGCUUUAAUAGGAAUUGGCCGAGCGCGAGAUUUAAUAUUGACAGGGAGGAGAGUUAGUGGUCCAGAAGCUUAUUUCCUAGGGAUUGCGGAUAGAUUGGUUGAGGUUAAGGAAAAUGAGGGGGAAAGUGGGGUCGGGGGGAAGGAAAAAGGAGAUUUGAUGAAGAGGGCUAAAGAGGCGGUUUUGAAGGAGGCAGUUCUUCUUGCAGGGACUAUUUGUGAGGGAGGUCCAGUGGCCACGAGGAGUGCUUUGAGAGCUGUGGGGUGGGCGAGGGAGGAUGUAGAAAAUGACAUGUAUGGAAGAGUGGUAGGUACUGAAGAUAGGGAUGAGGCAUUGGUUGCUUUUAGGGAGAAGAGGAAGCCUGUUUUCAAGGGAAGAUGAGGGAUUCAUUGGAUUUUAUAAGCUGAGAUUUGAUCACGAGGGUCACUUUCCGAUACUCCUUAAGCGGAUUAAGAAUAGGUGAUGAGGGGACACGGAGUGAGAAUGAGAUGGAGUGGUAAGAGGAAGCAUCCAGGGCAUGAUAAGACGUGAGCUCCGAGCUCGUUGCAUAUUUAGGCGUUUUGGUCACUAAGUAGAUUACCCGGAAAGAAACAUAUACUUCAUGUGAAUACAACCGCAUAACACAAUACUCCGAUCGA
Molecule: messenger RNA, 1478 nt
Organism: Sclerotinia trifoliorum
Lineage: Eukaryota; Fungi; Ascomycota; Leotiomycetes; Helotiales; Sclerotiniaceae
Source: the annotation of a GenBank genome assembly